Molecule: messenger RNA, 786 nt
Organism: Branchiostoma belcheri (Belcher's lancelet)
Lineage: Eukaryota; Metazoa; Chordata; Leptocardii; Amphioxiformes; Branchiostomatidae
Product: juvenile hormone acid O-methyltransferase-like
Exons: 4
Coding region: 1-786 (261 amino acids)
Source: RefSeq, a predicted model, not a curated record
AUGGUAACUCUGGAUGAUCGUACCCAGGCUACCGAAGUUGCCAUGGAUAGUGAAAACGCCGAUCAGUAUGCGAAGAACCGGGCAGGACAACAGAAGAUGGCACUGGAUCUUAUGAACAGGUACAAUAGGGUCCUGGAUGUUGGCUGUGGUACAGGAGAGAUCACCAAACUCAUGUCUCAGCAGCCGGGAGUCAAGUCUGUUGUCGGGAUCGACUUGUCUUCAGACUUUAUCAGUUUCGCAUCCAAGAACAACGCUGCCGAGAACGUCAGUUUCCAUGUGGCCGACGCCUCUAAGUCCGCCGACUUCAAACCGGAGUGGAAGGGUGCAUUCACCAAGGCCACCUGCUUCACUGUUCUGCACUGGAUCCAAGACAAACGAAGCGCCUUGAAGAACAUCGCUUCCUGUCUUGAGCCUGAAGGAGAGCUUGUGAUCAACUGUCUGUUGGAGUCAGGGGAACAAAUGGGCAAGUUGGAUCUGCCGAAAUGGAAAGGAUACCUGGAAGAUUUCACCUACGGUGUCUACCCGUGGCCCAAUGACGACAUUGACGGCAUGGUUCAGCUGUUCGAAGAGGCGGGGUUUGAAGUGUUGAAGUGUCAGGAACAGAAUGCGCCACGCAAAUCUUUCCCGACCGACCCAGAGGGUUCCAAAGCUUUCAUGCGCACGAUGCUGCCUCAGCUCAAGUUCAUACCGACCGACAAACAGGACGACUAUCUGACGGAUGUCUACUGGGCAAUCAUAGAGAUGACGAAGCAUCGCAAAAUAAAAGAGGUGACUCCGACAUCGUAG